AUGCCGGCCGUGGAUGUCUCGGUGUUGUGCGCGACGGAAAUCACAGGCGUGUCGCUGCGGAAUUCAUUCUGCGUGUACGUGCGCCUUCAAGGUCAGGCAAUCCGCACGAAGUCCUCCAGCGCUGACCACGUGGGUGAGGUGUACUUUGGGGAGCGGUUCCGCUUCCAGUACCACUGCGACACGGCCCGCCCAAGCCGCAACCGCUUGUUCGUGGAACUGUGGACCAAGACGCUCUUCUCGCAAAGCUGUGUGUCGGUUGCGUGGAUUGAGAUGACCGAGCAGCGCUUCGUGCGUGGCGAGCAAAUGCGCGUGAACCUGCGCGGCACCUUCGAGGGCAGGAGGGCCACACUCAGCAUUGCCAUCACACCGCUGGACUUCGGCGAGAGCCUCUGCAUGGUGCAGCAGCCGAUGCCGGUGAUGUACGGAGUGCCGGUGGAGGGCAUCCCACUUGCAUCGCCCAACCCGUACACGAGCGCUGCCUACGUGCCGAACGCGUCCGCCGCUGCGCUGGAUUCAACGUCGUGCGACAAGUGUGAGGGGCCCACGCAGCCGCCGCAGCCGCAGGCCUUUGUUGGCGCGUCGCUGCCGCCGCCGCUCUACCCGAGCCUCUCGCAGAGCAUGCAACAUCACCCCUCUGGCGGCGGCCAAUACUGCAAUGCGGCGUCGACGGCGAGCCAGAUCGCCAAGCGCGACCACAGCGUGGACUGCGUGAAGCCGAAGCAGCUGUAG
Leishmania mexicana MHOM/GT/2001/U1103 is the source of this 729-nucleotide messenger RNA. RefSeq lists its product as hypothetical. NCBI's taxonomy places the organism in Eukaryota, Euglenozoa, Kinetoplastea, Trypanosomatida, Trypanosomatidae. The record is from RefSeq and is a predicted model, not a curated record. Bases 1 to 729 code for a protein of 242 amino acids. The transcript has a single exon.